AUGACUGGGGAGGGCGCGCAAGAGUUUACCGCCGAGGAAGUCCCAGACCUUGACGGUUUCGUCGAAGCUACCGGAGAUCAAGAGGGUUCCAAUCGGGUUGAAUUUAACGCAACCGACGCAGUGGGAAUGGCCGAGCAAUUUCCGAAUCGGUGUGUUGUCGUCGUUGUUGGAGAUUGCGAGGGCGCCCAGACAUGGAUCGCAUGGUCAUCCGACCCGCUGACUAGAUAUUCCGAGUCGGGAGACCACACCACGUCGUUGAUUCCCUCCCUUCGCUCUGUAUCUUUGCCGUCCGCUAGCUUUCCCUCUUCGGCGUCGUCAUCAACUUCCCGGUUGUUUAUGGACACCUCCUUCGCCGAAUGCUGA
Puccinia triticina is the source of this 363-nucleotide messenger RNA. RefSeq lists its product as uncharacterized. NCBI's taxonomy places the organism in Eukaryota, Fungi, Basidiomycota, Pucciniomycetes, Pucciniales, Pucciniaceae. The transcript has a single exon. Bases 1 to 363 code for a protein of 120 amino acids. The record is from RefSeq and is a predicted model, not a curated record.